Symbiodinium natans is the source of this 1596-nucleotide messenger RNA. NCBI's taxonomy places the organism in Eukaryota, Dinophyceae, Suessiales, Symbiodiniaceae. The record is from the annotation of a GenBank genome assembly.
AUGGCCGCGACCAGUUCGUCACGCAAGGCUCUCAAGAACUCUCUCUUCGAAGCUAUCGACAAAGAUGGAGAUGGCUUUCUGAAGGAGGGCGAAAUGAUGAAGCUGGCCAAGCUGGUAGGGUUUGAGGGAGAUGCAGACGAGUGGAAGCAGGAGUAUGCGAUUCUUUGCAAAGAAGUUAAGGCCUCCGAAGAGCAAGGAGUGCCCAAGGCUGUUGUCCUGAAAUUGCUGGAUGACAAGUCUGACACGGGCUGUUAUUGCACAGAUGAGGAACUCCAGCUUCUGCUGUCGGCGCAGCCGCGUCCCGGUGCCAAGAGGCAGAAGGAGGACGCAAGCAGCGCAGGCGCAGAUGCCAAAGUUCGAUUUAGUGGUGCAUCCGGUGAGGUUGCUGAGGAGACUUUGAAGAACUUCUUCAAGAAAGUCGGCGAGGUUGAGGCCUUCAACCUUUUCAAACUCAAGGAUGGGAAAUCACGGGGCAUGGGCAUGGUCACCUACAAGACCGCCAAGCAGGCGAAGCAAGCGCUACUCCAGUUGAAUGGAAGCAAGGUCCAGGGAUGUACCAUCAUGGUGUACACAGACCACGAGAACGACAGUACCACGUGGAAGCCACCUCAGCCUAGCCAGCGUGAAAGCUUCGCUGGCUGGUAUGGGCGAGGGCCCUCAAAAGAGUGGUACGAAGGCAGCUCUGACGGGUGUGCCGUCCACUUCCAUGGUGCUCCUCUCGACAUGAGCAGUGACAAGCUCUACUCCUUUUUCGAGGAAUGUGGGAAAAUCAAGAGCUUCUGGCUCUUUCGGAAUCCAGAAGGCCGAUCCCGUGGUCAGGGCCUGGUUGAGUACUCCUCCCAGAAGGAUGCAAGGUCUGCCAUCAAUUACCUGAAUGGAUGGGUCAUCGGCAGCUGCACGCUGAACGUGCAGGAGGACUCCGUGGCAGGAAUGUCGGAGGUGGAGACAUGGAAAACAUCGCAGAGUACCUGGAAUAACAAGUCACAGGGAGAGGACUGGUGGGAUGGUCACUCAGUAUUCUUCAGCGGCGCUCCGAGUCAGCUGCCGGUCGGAAGAGUCCAGUCCUACUUCCGAGAGUUUGGUGUCCUGGAUAGCUUUCACAUGUUCCGACAUCCCAGCGGAAAGCCCAAGGGCAUUGGUAUCGUCACGUUCAAAGACCCACAGGCGGCCACUGAGGUCCUGAAACAAGGGCUUGAGAUCGAGGGAUGGCCCCUGUACCUGAGGGAGGCGGAAGAUCGGGGCGAGCAACGCGGCGCAGUUGCUGCAUCUUCGGAGAGAGAUUAUUGGUCUUCGUACCAAGCAGAAUGGGACUCCCCUGCUGAAGUUGACCCUGGAAAGAGCAUCUUCUUUGCGAACGUGCCUUUCUUGUCGAGGGAGAUCGAUCUGAAACGAAGGUUUGCACAAGUUGGUCUCAUCAACUCUUUCCAGCUGUUCAAGAGACAGGAUGGAAGCUCUAGAGGCAUGGGCAUCGUUGAGUACGUCACGACUUCGGCCGCCCGACGUGCUUGUAACACCCUGAGUGAGGCAAACAUCGAUGGCAGGCAUGUCCUUAUCCAGCCUUACAACAGACAAGGCUACGGUUACAGUGGCUACUGA